Vidua macroura (Pin-tailed whydah) is the source of this 1447-nucleotide messenger RNA. RefSeq names its product zinc finger CCHC-type containing 17 (gene ZCCHC17). The coding region runs from base 221 to 934 and encodes 237 amino acids. Gene Ontology annotation, molecular function: zinc ion binding; RNA binding. The transcript has 8 exons. Lineage: Eukaryota; Metazoa; Chordata; Aves; Passeriformes; Viduidae. The record is from RefSeq and is a predicted model, not a curated record. Gene Ontology annotation, biological process: RNA stabilization.
CUCUCAGCGUGAGGGGGCAAUGGCGGCGGCGGCCGGGGGAGGCUGAGGCUGAGGCGGCGGCGGCGCGUUGGAGUUGCUGCCGCGGGCGCUGACGAGCCCCCGCCGCCCCGCGGGCUCCGGGAGGAGCCGUCUUGUCCCGCCGCGCCGGUCCGGCAUCCCGCGGAGGAGAUGCGGUAGCGAGGGGUGACUCCAGCUGGCUGUCACGGCACCUUGGGAGGCGAUGGAGCCGCUGCCCGAGCUCUACUCCAUCUUCCAGGGCGAGGUCGCUGCAGUGACAGAUUAUGGGGCCUUUAUCAAAAUCCCAGGCUGCAGGAAACAAGGCCUCGUGCACAGGACUCAGCUGUCCUCGUGCCCCGUGGACAGCCCCGCAGAGGUGCUCGCCGUGGGGGACACGGUCUGGGUGAAGCUCGUCGGCAGAGAGAUGAAGGAUGACAAACUGAAGCUCUCCCUCUCCAUGAAGGUUGUUCACCAAGGCACGGGGAAGGACCUGGAUCCCAACAACGUUUCCCUUGAUCAGGAGGAGAGGAGGAAACGCACCUUCAGGGACUACACGAGCCAGAAGAUCACCCUGGAGGCUGUGCUGAACACAGUGUGCAAGAAAUGUGGCUGCAAAGGUCACUUUGCCAAGGAGUGUUUCAUGCAGCCUGGAGGAACCAAAUACAGCCUCAUUCCAGAGGAGGAGGAAGAGGAGGGGGCAGCAGCAGGACGUGAAGGAGAUAAAAAGAUCAGCCAGGCUGAGGAGUCUUCCAAAAAGAGGAAAAAGGAGAAGAAGAAGAGGAAGAAGCACAAGGCCAAGCAGUCCUCGGAGUCGGACUCGGACAGCUCGGCCUCGGACAGCGACGGAGCUCAGCCCUCCAGCAAGAGGCCCAAGCGCUCCGGGAAAGCCAGCAAGGCUCCCAAGAAGAAGAAGAAGAAGAAGAAGCACAAGAAGUAGCCCUGGGGUGAGCAGGGCAGGCUGGGCUGCUGCCACGGCCAUUCCCUGGUGCAGCCAGCGGGGAUCAGCAGCUCUCCUGCUCCAGGGACAAGGAGUUUCCUUCUCAAAGUAAUGUGGUGUUACGGGUGUUGACCUGGCUACGAGCUGUCCUCUGUCACCUUGGGCACAGGCUGUCCCUUUGUCCCACAGCUGCUGCCAGCACAGGCUCGUGACACCCUGCAGGGCACCCCUGGUGUCCCGCUGGCAGCUGGGGGACAGCAGCCCUGCAGAGGUUGGGGUGGCACAGCCAGGCCCACACCGUGGUGGGGACAGGGUUUGGUGGGACCACAACCCCCUGGCACAGAGCUCUGGGCUGCAAACCUGCCCCGGCUCCCUCGGUCUCUCUGCAAACACCAGGAGUGGAGGAGCAAGGAGCAAGUGGGGGAGUGCAGAUACUGGGAGUAAACAUGGACUGUGGAGUGUUUGCUGCCUUGGAAAGGGAUGGAAAAUAAAUCUCUGCUCUCUCCAGCUGAA